This is a messenger RNA of Plasmodium knowlesi strain H, 2337 nucleotides long. RefSeq names its product conserved Plasmodium protein, unknown function. Gene Ontology annotation, biological process: cell motility. The transcript has 28 exons. The record is from RefSeq and is a predicted model, not a curated record. The coding region runs from base 1 to 2337 and encodes 778 amino acids. Gene Ontology annotation, cellular component: motile cilium. Lineage: Eukaryota; Apicomplexa; Aconoidasida; Haemosporida; Plasmodiidae.
AUGAAAAACAAAAAUAAAAUCAAGAGAUGCUUAGACUACCUUAGGAGUAAUAGAGACAAAAUAGCUAAGGACCACGCUAACCUGCUUCCGUGUGACAAAGAAAGUGUCUUGUUAACUUAUCUGAAGGAAUUUCGACUUCAGCUUGCAAAGAAAUACGACGCACACUUUUGCGAAUUCUUCAUUGAUGAGUAUGGAGAGCGUAGGAAUAUAUGCUCCUCCAUAAUUCAAGUUUUUUUUCCCUUUGACAAAGGAAAUAACUACAAAGAAAUAUAUACCCUCAUCAAGAGCUACUUCACGUUUGAAGUCGUGUUGAAAAAAAAAAUAAAAACACUUCUUCUUCCCAACGUGGCGCUCGUGUUCGACUGGAAGAUCGCCGACUGUGCCGACUUGUGCACUAUAGUGGUGUCCUCACUGAGAACAAAGAACUACGACGCGUACGUUGUGUGCGGCGAGGCCCCCUUCUCCAUUUGCGCGAAGGACGACAAAAAAAACUUCUGCGAAUUUAAUUUACAAAAUUGGAAGAACUAUGAAGGGAAGGAGGAGGAUGCAGUAGAAGUGUUGGACAUACAGGAGAAGAAGGCGAAGUAUAGAAAACUCAUGAAUAUCGGCGUGAGAUCGGAAGGGAAACGCAAAUUUGAAGACGAAGGAUCGAAUGAAGAGAAGGAUCUCUACCUUCACAUGUGGAUACUGAUAAAAAAAAGCUUAGAUGUAAAAAAAGACAUGUUCAUAGAAAUGGGUUCAGGCAGGGAAUAUGAUGUGGAUGACUGUCCCUAUAGGUCGAUAUUUUAUCUGUGGAACGAGAAGAACAUUUACGUGAAUAUUCGAAAAACGGAGGAGGUCGCCACGCUAGUUUCCGAGUUACAAAACAAUGAAUACUUUGUUCCGGCUUUCUACGACCAGAUAAGGGCUAAGGCACUAACCCCCAUUAUCGAGAAUCGGUUGUACAAAAUAAGGAAGGACAGGUUUCUUUUGAAGUACCCUCAAGGUAGUAAUACGAUAUUUUACAAGAACUGUAAGAAGGACCAGUACGGGGAUUUCCUGCAGCACGAUGGACUCACAGAAAUGCAUACACACUAUGGGAAUAAGUUCUACACCGACAUUGAAUGGGUCUGUUCUCUGUUCAAAUAUAGAAGAGAUGGGAAAAAAGCCAAACUGUACUUUCCCAAAAAAUUCCAAACCGUUGAAUAUUACGACAGUUGUAGUUACCACUUUUUGAAGACUCUGAAAGAAAGCAUAGGGUUUUACUCCCACUUUUCCUUCUACCCAAAUAGACCAGAUGGAUUGAUCCACUACCUCGAGAUAAAAGAUACAAAAAUUAUGGAAUAUUUUUCCAACCGGAACGACCAAGUGACAUACCGAUCGAUGUGUCUUUCUCCAAAUGUCGAAACGAAAUACAAGUUGAAGAUGUUCGACGGGAAGGAAUACUACGUGAUAAAAAUGACUGUCAAGUAUAAGGAUGAGCAUCGCCAUAACGGAAUCAAGAAGAAAACAUUCCUCAUCCCGGAAAACAAGAUAAUCCUUGUGUACUACAACAACUGCAACGAGAUAAGUAACACCUUCGAGGUUUAUGAGAAACACAUCUGGUACAACCGUGACACGGAGGAGAACGAAGAAAUAGUAAAGUACAAAAAGAAUUAUGUAUACAAGCACUUUGUAAAUUAUAGUGAUCCUCUCCAGAAGGAGAGCUUAUAUUUGUUGAAGGAGGAACGAAAUCUCUUUGACGACAUCGAGAGCACUUAUAAAGGAGUUAUCUGUGCUAUCAGAAAGGAAAGAAACCAAAUGAAACAAACGGAAGAGGAGUACCAAUACAAACCACAAAAUAUCACAAACAAAAACGAAAUGAUAUAUCACGACAAUGAACAAAUGAAACAGUUCAAUAAAAGCGUAAUCGAAGAUGAAAUGAAUGUAUAUAAUUUUUACAAUAGCUAUCCGUGGGAUCAGCAUGCCGAGGUGUCCAUGAACAAUUCGUUUUUCUUGUCCAAAAAGAAGAUACUUAAAGUUGAAUGCGCAUGUGACGAAAUAGCCUACGUUUCCUCGGAGAAGGGGCACGAAUUAGCACGCCCUCCAUUGCGCCAAGUGGAUGAUAAGGCACUCCCCACCCACACAGGAGAUCCAACUGAGCGAAAUAUUAAAUUCGAAAAACCUUCAGAAGGGGAAAACGGUCAAAACCGGGAAAGCAUGAAGUUAUCCAUUUUGGAAGACAGGUUGUCCAAGUACAAACAGGAGCUAUCCGAAAUGAAGGACAUGAAUAACCCAUCGAAAUUGGAAGAUGUGGAAAGGAUAAGGAAAAAUAUUAAGUUCACUGAAGAUAGAAUUCAUCACUGCCGAAAAAAAUAG